This is a messenger RNA of Toxotes jaculatrix (banded archerfish), 2329 nucleotides long. RefSeq names its product sodium- and chloride-dependent GABA transporter ine. Gene Ontology annotation, biological process: sodium ion transmembrane transport. The transcript is spliced from 13 exons. Gene Ontology annotation, cellular component: membrane. The coding region runs from base 93 to 1862 and encodes 589 amino acids. Lineage: Eukaryota; Metazoa; Chordata; Actinopteri; Toxotidae. The record is from RefSeq and is a predicted model, not a curated record.
AUGCUGGAGUGUUUCUGCUAGGCUAAUCAUUAAGGAUCAUAAAAAGGAAGGUUAUAUCACCCAGAGACAUUUCAAUUCUGGCCAACCUUUCCAUGGAGUUUGUGGUGACAGAGGGAGCACACAUGGAUCAGCAGCUCAGCAGACCAACAUGGAGCCGGCAGAUAGAGUUCACUCUGGCUGGCAUUGGCUGUGCUGUGGGUCUGGGCAACGUUUGGAGGUUCCCCUAUCUCUGCUACAGGAGUGGAGGAGGUGCCUUUCUGGUGCCAUACCUGCUCAUGCUGGUGGUGUUGGGGAUCCCUCUGCUCUACAUGGAGCUGACAGUGGGUCAGUACACGAGGAGAGGGCCCGUCCAUGCUCUGGCUAAUGUGUGCCCACUGUUAAAAGGAGUGGGCAUGGCAUCAGUGGCAAUCUCCUUCAUCAUGUGCACCUACUACAAUGUUGUCAUCACCUGGGCUCUUUAUUAUCUCUUCAGCUCCUUCCAGGCACCGCUACCCUGGCAGAACUGCAACAACACCUGGAACACACCGAACUGUACCAGUCACGCCACCAACAGCAGCUACUCCUCCACAGCUAGCCAGGAGUUCUUCAAAUAUAAGAUGCUGGAGCAGACCAGUGGAGUGGAGGAGACAGGAACGAUUCGGUGGGAACUUUUCCUUAUCCUCCUCCUAGCUUGGAUCCUCAUUUACCUUUGCAUCUUCAAGGGGGUGAAAUCCACAGGCAAGGUGGUCUAUUUCACGGCUCUGUUCCCGUAUGUUAUCCUGAUCGCCCUGCUCAUCAAUAAUGUGCAGCUUCCUGGAGCAUUAGAUGGAAUAACCUUCUUCAUUGUGCCAGAAUGGGACAAGCUGCUCUCAGUGGAGGUGUGGGUGAACGCUGCAGCUCAGAUCUUUAACUCCAUUGGGAUUGGAUUCGGAUCCCUCAUGGCCAUGUCCAGCUACAACUCAUUCAACAACAACGUUCUGAAGGACACCCUGACUAUAUCCAUCAUCAACUCCCUCACCAGCAUCCUGGCAGGCUUUGUCAUUUUCUCUGCCUUUGGAUACAUGUCUUAUCUGCAGGGCAUUCCUGUCAGUGAUCUGGCUGUGGAUGGUCCAGGGCUGGUUUACGUUGUAUACCCCCAAGCCUUUGCCAACAUGCCAGUGGCUCAGCUCUGGGCUGUGAUCUUCUUCUUCAUGUUGCUUUGUCUUGGACUGGACAGUGAGUUUGCAAUGGUUGAAGUGAUGGUGACCAGUCUCAUGGAUGAAUUCUAUCAACAACUCAUCACAUUUUUCAAGAGGAAGGAGCUGUUUGUCCUUGCUGUUUGCGGUGCAGCCUUCCUUUUUGGAAUUCCCUGUGUCAUGCAGGUGGGAAUCUAUGUUUUCCAGCUGAUGGACCAUUACACUGCCAUAGUGUCCAUCAUGUUUCUUGCAUUCUUUGAGGUUAUAGCCAUCUGUUGGAUUUAUGGUGUGAAACGACUUUCAGACAACCUAGAAGAGAUGACCGGAAAAAGAGCAAAUAUCUUCUUCAGACUGUGUUGGCUAAUAGUUGCUCCUGUGCUGAUCACUGUUAUCCUCAUUUUCUCCAUCAUCCAGUUCAAACCAGCCCGUUAUGGGGACUACGUCUUCCCUCCCUGGGCUCAGGGUGUUGGGUGGCUCAUUGCCCUGGCCUCCAUCAUCUGGAUUCCUUUGGGUGCCCUUCACACAAUGUGGGUGCUGCCUGGCUCAUUCAUGCAGAGACUGAAGCUGUCAAUCACGCCACAUGGCCUGUAUGAGAAGUCAAAAAUGCCAUACUAUGAGAGAGGAGGAAGAGACAGCUAUCCAGUCAUAGCUGUUAUCAGCUCCAACAUCUGUUCACCUGAAAAACCUCCCAUUGAGACAAAGUUCUGAUACCUCUGUGUUUUGCACAACUGUAAUGUUGUGACUAUUUGUGGCAGAUUUUUAGGAAGCUCAAGUUAAUCAGAAAUUGUUUGCCGUUAGUGUUAAAUUUUGAACAAACGUCUGGUAAUAUAAAUAAAUGAACAGAAGUAUGCUACAAAAAUUAUUUACAUGAUGGUGAAAAGGUGCUGCUGCAUGUCUGCUACGCAGAUCAUUUAAAAUGGCCAUUUUUUGUAAGCCUGUUAAUUUAAUUUGUGAGACUUUGUUGAACUUCUGCUGUUUUGUUCAUUUUUAAUGUGAGAAGAUGUGUAGUGUUUAGAAUCUGUUAUUGUUGUGUGCGUCUUCAACAUCUGGCCUGCAUUUCCUCUGUUGUGAGAGCUGGAGAGGAGGAAGGAUUGAGUGGCACUCAGUACUAAACACUGUUCUCAUUUGUGGACUUUAUUGAGCUAAGGGUGCCAUCUUUUGGCCAUGUGUGUUGA